CGUUUCUUUGCCGCUGACGAUGUUUGGUGUAAAUGGAUAGCAGCGGUGUUAUUUUCAAAUGUAGAAUGAAAGGAAUGUAAUCGAAAAUAAAAUGUCAGCACGGGUCCAGGAAUAUUAUUUCUUUAGUGCAUAUAUUGCUCUCUCUUACGGAAGUCCCAGAAGGCAUGAAUGGGCAGAGCGUGCUUCAAGAAAGCGAAGACGAAAGUCGUCUGCGACUGGAUAACCUUCCAUCUGAUGUGUUGUACAUAUUGUUUCAGUAUUGUGACAGAGCAACAUUAGGCCGAUUAAGUCAGUGCUGUAAACGAUUCAAUGACAUUGUUACUGGUAUAUGGGAAACAUUAAGUAGGAAGUUAAUCGCAACCAAUCAACUAAAUGAUGAAAUAUGUAAAAGAUCAUUUCGCACUUUACGUGAGUGGGAGAAAUGCCAGAUUUCCAAAAAUUGGACUAAUGGACGGUUCAGGGAAGUGUGUUAUUUCGCAAGCACGACCAGGUACAUGCCAUGGUUGUCAUUGUCUGACAAGGUUCUGUGGCUGAGCAGAGGAAAUGUGAUAGAAGGAUACAAGCGAACGAAGAAAGGUUUAAAUGUUUCUCGUGCCCUGUUCUCUCUAAAAGGACACACUGAUGAUAUUUGCAGAUUUGUAAUACAUGAUGAAAUUAUCAUCAGUGGUAGCAGGGAUGCAGCAAUUUGUGGCUGGUCUUGUGCCACUGGAGAACUGUUAUUUGCUCAGACUUCAAGUCACACAUCUAAUAUAGAUGCUGUUGAUUGCAAUGGAGUUGUGUUAAUUACUGGCUCAAGAGACAGAACUGUAAAGGUGUGUGUGUGUACUCCCAAAUCAUUUCGCACUUUACGUGAGUGGGAGAAAUGCCAGAUUUCCAAAAAUUGGACUAAUGGACGGUUCAGGGAAGUGUGUUAUUUCGCAAGCACGACCAGGUACAUGCCAUGGUUGUCAUUGUCUGACAAGGUUCUGUGGCUGAGCAGAGGAAAUGUGAUAGAAGGAUACAAGCGAACGAAGAAAGGUUUAAAUGUUUCUCGUGCCCUGUUCUCUCUGAAAGGACACACUGAUGAUAUUUGCAGAUUUGUAAUACAUGAUGAAAUUAUCAUCAGUGGUAGCAGGGAUGCAGCAAUUUGUGGCUGGUCUUGUGCCACUGGAGAACUGUUAUUUGCUCAGACUUCAAGUCACACAUCUAAUAUAGAUGCUGUUGAUUGCAAUGGAGUUGUGUUAAUUACUGGCUCAAGAGACAGAACUGUAAAGCUGUGGACAGCAGCAGAUGAUUACGUGUGGGAAGAGCACGUGGAGAUUGACUUGAACGACAGAGUGUGGUCUAUCGCGGCCUGCACAGAUAGCCCUGCAUGUGCAGUGGGUACAGCUGGCCACAAUGAAGUGCCACCCCUGCACAUCAUCGACCUAGAAAGACCUGAAAUGACAGCAAGCUUAGAAGGGAAGUAUAAAGCUGGAGCAGGCAUACUAGAUUUGCAUUGGGAAUCACCACAUACCCUCUUAUCUGCAGGAUAUGAUACUCACGUCCGUUUGUGGGAUCUUCGUACAGGGAGUAAUGUUGCUUCAUGGAUGGACCCAUUUGAUGCAGCAGUUUAUUGUCUUGCUACAGACAAUUUGUAUACUAUACUAUGUGGUACUGCAUUACACGGAAGAGUGCAGUUGUGGGACAAACGACACAAGCAGAGCAAGCAGAUUUAUUACAUGUCUCUUCGUCAGAGCAGCCCAGUCUACAGCUUGUCAUUUGACCCAUGUCAGCUCUUCGCUGCUGUGGAUCGCUCUGUCCACUGUCUCGACUUCACUAGCAACAAGAACAAAAUGAUUAACUACAUGAAUGGAAACUUCUUCACUUGAAAGUUGCCACACAGAAUUAUUCUAACAGAGAUUUUGGUAGUUUAUUCUAUCCUAUUCAUUGUGAAAGGAAAAUGAUUAGUGAGAUAUGAAAAAAGAUUCAUAUACUCCUCGUUCUAUGUACAUUUUCCUGAUCCUAAAGUGUGCAGAUUGAUUUUCUGCAAUAUGCUUUGACAGCAUAUUCCCUUAGAUCUUGUAUCAAGAGAGAGUCAUAAUGUGGAACUGAAUAUUAGAACUGUAAAAGCUACAGCUGGAAUAAAGUCUGAGGUGCAACA
Schistocerca americana (American grasshopper) is the source of this 2122-nucleotide messenger RNA. RefSeq names its product F-box/WD repeat-containing protein 4-like. NCBI's taxonomy places the organism in Eukaryota, Metazoa, Arthropoda, Insecta, Orthoptera, Acrididae. Gene Ontology annotation, molecular function: protein binding. Gene Ontology annotation, cellular component: SCF ubiquitin ligase complex. Bases 165 to 1850 code for a protein of 561 amino acids. Gene Ontology annotation, biological process: SCF-dependent proteasomal ubiquitin-dependent protein catabolic process. The transcript has 12 exons. The record is from RefSeq and is a predicted model, not a curated record.